Messenger RNA from Selaginella moellendorffii, 1621 nucleotides. RefSeq names its product chloroplast stem-loop binding protein of 41 kDa b, chloroplastic. NCBI's taxonomy places the organism in Eukaryota, Viridiplantae, Streptophyta, Lycopodiopsida, Selaginellales, Selaginellaceae. Gene Ontology annotation, molecular function: RNA binding. Gene Ontology annotation, cellular component: cytosol. Gene Ontology annotation, biological process: rRNA processing. The record is from RefSeq and is a predicted model, not a curated record. The transcript has 10 exons. Bases 94 to 1332 code for a protein of 412 amino acids.
ACGUGGCAUGCAUCAAGCCCGUUGUUUUCUUGAGGUGCACAUUCAAAAUAUGAGGAUUGUUCUUUGAGGCUUUUGUUUUCCACUCUCUUCGUCAUGGCUGCGUCCUCUGCAAUCAGAGGCUAUGGCGCAUCCGCUGCAUCGUUUGAUGGUUUAAUGCAGGCACGAAAGGAUACAGCAAGAACAUGUCAAAACAGGAGCCUCUCUUAUGCGAGAACUGACCAAUUUCUAGCUUCGGAUUUCACUCAGAAUGUCGUCCGGCAGGCCACAGAUCGGACGAGGCUUCGAACUCAAGCAGUCCGACGAGUGUCCAUUGUUACCACAGCUUCCAGCGAUACUCCGACGAAGAAAAUCUUGAUGAUGGGAGGAACUCGGUUUAUUGGAGUUUACCUGGCAAGGUUGCUUGUGAAAGCUGGACACGAGGUGACUCUCUUCACUCGUGGAAAAACACCAGUCACUCAAAAGAUUGCCAGCGAAACGGACCAAGAAUACGCAGAAUACUCCUCUAAAGUAAAGCACAUUCAAGGAGAUCGUCAAGACUUCGAUGGAAUGAAGAGCAAAAUUGCCAGUGCUGGUUUCGAGAUUGUUUAUGACAUAAACGGGAGGGAGGCUGUCGAAGUUGAGCCCAUUAUCGACGCAAUUCCAAGCCUUAAGCAAUACAUUUAUUGUUCUUCGGCUGGAGUGUACUUAAAGUCGGACUUACUUCCCCAUUUUGAGGUUGAUGCUACUGAUCCGAAAAGCAGGCACAAAGGAAAACUUGACACUGAAGCGCUGCUGCAAAGCAAAGGAGUGCCCUGGACCUCCAUCAGACCAGUUUACAUCUACGGCCCUCUCAACUACAAUCCAGUGGAAGAAUGGUUCUUCCAUCGCCUCAAAGCUGGCAGGCCAAUUCCUAUUCCAAACUCCGGCCUUCAAAUCACGCAACUUGGUCACGUCAAGGAUCUGGCUGACGCAUUUGUCCGCGUUCUGGACAAUCCAACAGCAUUUGGUCAAGUCUACAAUAUCUCGGGAGCGAAGUAUGUAACGUUUGCUGGCAUUGCUCGAGCUUGUGCCAAGGCCGGUGGCUUUCCCACUCCGGAGCUGGUCCACUACAACCCGAAGGACUUCGACUUUGGAAAGAAGAAAUCAUUCCCGCUGCGCGAUCAACAUUUCUUUACCUCGAUCGAAAAAGCGAAGAAUGAUCUUGGCUGGAGUCCCAAGUAUGGACUGGUAGACGGUCUCACAGAUUCCUACAACCUCGAUUUCGGGCUGGGAACGUUUCGUAAAGCAGCCGAUUUCUCAACCGACGAUAUGAUUCUGGAGAAACUGGGGAUCAAAGUUGCUGUUCCGGCCUAGAACCAGAAACAAGGUACCGCAAAUUACAAAAAGCUAGAGUGGGGUAAGAAAAAGGAAACAAAGCAGCGUCAGCUAGCUCCGUGUCACUCAUUCCUUUUUAGCAGCCUCUUCGAAGUUCUCUCCGGGAACCAGGUCGGGAACAUCGUCGUCGUCGGCACCGGAGUUAGUCUGCCACUGCUGAGCAAUCUUCUUCAAGUUCGCGAGAUUGUCCGGGCCUGAAAAAGAAGAAAAGAAUGGAGAUCCAAUGUUUCUUUCAAAACGAACGAAAAUAAAGGAUUUGAGAAACGUA